CUCCUACACGACCUUCACCUCCACCCACGCCCCAAUUGACCGUUUCCCCUACCCGACGUUCCCGAGCCAGCUUCACAUCAACAUGUUGGCUCGAUCGGCACUGCGCACGGCGCGCUCUGCCGGUGCUGCAGCCCGCAAUGCUACCUCCAGAACGGCUACGCGUCCUGCCUCGACAUCCAGCUCGACCGCUGAGGAAGCAGCCUCGGCCUGGAAGACCACAGCCCUCGGAUCUGGCGCCACCGUGUUCGCGGUUGGAUCAGUUGCCUGGUAUUAUCAUCUCUACGGGCGAAAUGUCGAUGCUAUGACGCCGGCGGAAGAAGGUCUUCAUCCAACGCAGUACCCAUGGGAACAUCAAAAAUGGUUCAAGACAUUUGACCAUCAAGCCCUCCGCCGCGGAUUCCUGGUCUACCGCGAAGUCUGUGCAUCCUGCCAUUCCCUCUCUCGAAUCCCUUACCGCUCUCUCGUCGGUAACAUCAUGACGGUUGACGAGGCGAAGGCCCUCGCUGAAGAAAAUGAAUACGACACCGAGCCCAACGACGUGGGUGACAUCGAGAAGCGCCCCGGAAAGCUUUCAGACUACCUCCCCGCCCCUUACAAGAACGAUGAGGCCGCCCGCGCAGCGAACAACGGUGCUUUGCCCCCAGAUCUAUCGCUCAUAACUAAGGCGCGGCACGGUGGCUGCGACUAUAUCUUCAGCUUGCUGACGGGCUAUCCGGAAGAGCCGCCAGCGGGUGCUGUUGUUCCAGAAGGUUUAAACUUCAACCCCUAUUUCCCCGGCACCGGUAUUGCCAUGGCUCGUGUGCUUUAUGACGAUCUGGUUGAGUACGAAGAUGGAACUAAGGCAACCUCUUCCCAGAUGGCAAAGGAUGUAGUGGAGUUCUUGAACUGGUCUGCCGAGCCGGAGAUGGAUGAGCGGAAGAAGAUGGGCUGGAAGGUGUUAGCUGUCACCAGCGUGCUGUUUGCGCUCAGCGUUUGGGUCAAGAGGUACAAAUGGGCACCAAUCAAGACGAGGAAAAUUGUCUAUUCUCCACCUAAACAGAAGAGCAUCCUCGAUCAGCUUCCCAAGCCAGACAAGAAAUCAUAAGCCAUGCCACGGCAAUCGCAUUUGGUGGGAGAACAAAGAGUCAAAGGGCCGGUGAAAGUGUGCGUGUGUGUCUUAUACUUGUACAGUGUCCGUUACUCAAAAGAACGAGAGUUAAGAUCUCCUGUUUGAUUCCAAGUGAAGCUGGUAUAGAUGCUUGGUUCUCUUUUCCUUGUUCUUCUUCUUUGUUAUGCGCGUGUGUGUCUGCUGAUGUAGGUAGUGUACCAUCAAUGCAGUUCCGUUCAACCAA
Molecule: messenger RNA, 1331 nt
Organism: Lindgomyces ingoldianus
Lineage: Eukaryota; Fungi; Ascomycota; Dothideomycetes; Pleosporales; Lindgomycetaceae
Product: cytochrome c1, mitochondrial precursor
Exons: 5
Coding region: 83-1084 (333 amino acids)
Biological process (GO): mitochondrial electron transport, ubiquinol to cytochrome c
Molecular function (GO): electron transfer activity; heme binding
Source: RefSeq, a predicted model, not a curated record